AGAAACAACAUGUCGCACAUCACACAUGUAUCUCGCUGGUCAACGACAUGGACGAGACAUCCUCGAAACACUUCAUCCAGCCCUUGACACCAGCAAUCCAUAACCUCCCCGUCCAUCCCUCCCUUCAGUCCAAUCUCACCACCCACCAUGACAAUCCCCCCAAUGCCCCCCUCCCUGCAAGCCCGCCUCACACGCGCCAAAGCCGUCGCCCGCCGCGGCGCCUUUCCCACCCCCACAAAAGCAGAAUGGAACCUCUACCUCACCGGCAUCAAGCUGCGCACCUCCGGCCACUUCGAAGAAAAUCAACCGCGAAACAUCGAGUGCGUGCUGGACUGCGGCGAAGGACCGUGUCCGUAUCGGCCGUUGGAGGACAAAGACGUCAUUGAGGCGGAUGAGAGACGACUUGCUGCUGAGCGGUGGGCGGCGGAUGUCAGGGCUGGGAGGGUGAGGGUGGAGUCUUCUGAUGGUGGUGCUGGUGGAGUGGAGCGCGGAGCUGGGGAGAACGAGGAGGAGGAAUCGUCUUCUGCACCGCCCAGUCAGAACCUCGAUCUCGAGCGCCUUGAUGCGAAACUCCGGCGUAUAGAUUCGAACCUCGCGGAGCACAGCCGAGAUCACCCCAUUUCACCGUCGGCAGCAGAACGAAACAAACAUCCAAAACGCAGAAGUCCAUGGCGAAGACGCACGAGCACCGACGACGGCCUUGAAAUGUCCACGAAGCCGAAGGCCUCGACGAAUAACAAGCGCAUCCCUGUCCUUCAUGCACCGCAGCCUCGGCCUCAGCCGCAAGCGAAAAGCAGAACGUCGUCUUCCUCGCUUUCCUCGCCUUCAUCUUCAUCCCACUCAUCUUCUGCGACUACCCCGGCAAUGAUGCGGACCGCACAAGGGUGGAAGAGGUGUAAAUGCCUGACUCGAAGGGCGAAAUCAACAGCAUCGCAGCGCGGAGAGGCCGCUUAGCCGUUGGCGAGCCCGGGAGACGGGGAGGGGUGCUCACAGUACCAGCUAUGCAUUUGGGAAAGAUGAUUGGAAUUCGAAUGGCAGAAACGCUCUAUCAAACCAUUGUAUACAGGUGGACGUUUUUCGCUCUCUCUGUGGUGCCUCAACAACGCUGCGCAACAGCCUUGAUGCCAGCCCCUUUUCCCUCCGGAGCAAGGGAAGAAAAGAGUACAUAGCACAAAGAAAGGAAAGGGAAAGGUAGCACAUGUCUAUCG
Messenger RNA from Neohortaea acidophila, 1208 nucleotides. RefSeq lists its product as uncharacterized. Bases 148 to 954 code for a protein of 268 amino acids. The record is from RefSeq and is a predicted model, not a curated record. The transcript has a single exon. NCBI's taxonomy places the organism in Eukaryota, Fungi, Ascomycota, Dothideomycetes, Mycosphaerellales, Teratosphaeriaceae.